Molecule: messenger RNA, 1128 nt
Organism: Onthophagus taurus
Lineage: Eukaryota; Metazoa; Arthropoda; Insecta; Coleoptera; Scarabaeidae
Molecular function (GO): calcium ion binding
Source: RefSeq, a predicted model, not a curated record
UAACGUUGUCAAUCAUAUUUUUAUCCUUCUAUCAUCCUGAUAUACCACAUUUAUUAAAAUGCAGAAAAGCAAUUUGGAUCCAAUAAAAGAAGAACCAUCCCCAAAUGAUGGUAAAGAUACCGCCAACGUCGUUGUUUUAGAACCGUUGGCUUGUCCAUGCGCAAAAUUUUUCAAAGCGAGGAAGUCAGAUUCCGGUCCAUGUGACAAAAGUUUCACUUCGAUUUUAAAUAAAGCGUUUAUAUUUCGACGAGAUGUGUCUCUCGAAAAUGCACUUAAAUUACAAGAAAGAAAUCUGCAAGAUAUGUACGCCACGCUUGAUAACGUUGAAGAAAUGUCAAUUGAUACAUCGAGUGUUACAAAAACUACCAGUACUCCUUGUACGCCAUCAGCAUAUGCAUCUAUAGAAGAACCUGAACCGAUAGAAAAACGUCAAAUGGAGUAUUUAUUAAAAAUACAAGAAAUCGGUGGUGGAGAAGAAAAACAAGUGUAUAUUGAACGCGAAGUCAAGAAGGAAGAAAAAGAAGAUAAAACAGAAUCUGAAGCGAUGAGGAUGGCACAAAAAUAUUUAAGAAUUCAUAGAAUUUUCGAGUUUUAUCAGUUUUUAAUCGCUCAUUUAUUAGGAAAUAUGCCAGAGAAUCCAAUCGCUUUUUUAUUGGAUAUUCUGGAUAAGUGUAUUAUUUAUAGAGCAAGUAUGGGUCAACCACCAUUAUUGUUUGAAAAGAAACAUAUAGAAGCAUUAUUUAAUUUGAUGGAUCCAAUGAAGUUGGGAUAUAUUGAUCUAAACCAAUACAAUACAGGAAUGAAAACCUUAGGUGUUUGCACUAUUAAUCCAAACCCUGAUAUGAAACGUGAUCCCUGUUAUCCUUACUUAAUCAGAGACAGUAUGGUAGCAAAAGAAACGUUUAUAGAAGAAGCUUAUGAUAAUUUAGUGAAUUUAUUAAAUGAGCUACUGAAACGUCGUUGGCUUAACCCGAAAGGUGCAAAUAUCGCACCAUUAACAACGCCACCACCAACAUUAGCACAUUUAGUUCCUGGUGGUCAAGGCACAAGAGUAGUUAAAAGUACCGGCCUUGUGUAAAACUUAAAAUUUUAUAACCUCAUUUUUUUAAUAAAGAAAACUUUUUUUAA